Messenger RNA from Mesocricetus auratus (golden hamster), 6956 nucleotides. It is a transcript of the gene Haus6, whose product is annotated as HAUS augmin like complex subunit 6. The record is from RefSeq and is a predicted model, not a curated record. Bases 240 to 3041 code for a protein of 933 amino acids. Gene Ontology annotation, biological process: spindle assembly. Gene Ontology annotation, cellular component: HAUS complex; mitotic spindle microtubule. Lineage: Eukaryota; Metazoa; Chordata; Mammalia; Rodentia; Cricetidae. The transcript is spliced from 17 exons. Gene Ontology annotation, molecular function: microtubule binding.
CGCACUGUUCCCUUCCGCAAGCGCGGGAGUCUCGGUUUACGGGCAGCGCCGUAGUCACUGGCUUGCUUUCGCGGGCCCGCUUGGCCUUUGGUGGUAUGGCUUCCCGCGUGGGGCCAGCAGGCGGCCGCGGCGGAGGGGCUGCCGCCACCCGGGGCUGUCUGUAGGAGGGGUGCAGGGGUCCCCUGGGUCGCUGGAGCCUUCUCUUUCCCCCGUCGCAGCCGCGGUGCCUAACCGAGAGGAUGAGCUCGGCCUGGGACACCGAUUUCGAGAAGCAGCAUCUCUGGAUGUACCUGCAGGCGCUGGGCUUGGAUGCGAGCGCGGGCGUCACCGUCGGCGGGAAGAUGGUGUCUCACGCGCACCUCGGAGAGAACAUGUUUGACAAACUGAACCGUGAUGCCUUUUAUAUAGUUUCUUAUUUUUUGUUUCAAACGCUGGAUGAAACUCUUGCCAAAGAAGUUUUCAGAGAUUGCUGGCCUCCAUUUAACCAAAAACAUGACACGGAAUUCCGGAAGCAUUGCUGUGAAUGGUUAAGAGAGAUUUCUGCUGAAUGUGGAAGUGGUUUUCCCCAAGUUGUUGGCUCCCUGUUUCUUUCUCCUGGUGGUCCUAAGUUUAUUCAUCUGAUGUAUCAUUUUGCAAGAUAUGUUGCAAUCAAAUAUAUUAAAACAAAAUCUAAUGAUGCUCUACGUUUUGCAGAAACAUUUAAUGCAAAGCCACAAGAUAUGCACACGUGCCUUGCCAGAUGCCAUGUAGCACGUAACAGAUUUUUACAAAUUUUGCAAAGAGAACAUUAUGUUAUUCAAAAAUACCAGGAAAAUGCACAUCUGUCUAUUAAGCAAGUACGAAAUUUGAGAUCAGAAUGCGUGGUCCUACAAAACCAAAUUAAAAGAAUGGACCCCUGUGAUGAUCAGAGUAAUAUACAAGAGAAAAUUCAAAAGGUUCGGUCUUUGUGGACUUCAGUGAAUGAGACACUCAUGUUUUUGGAAAAGGAGAGAGAAGUUGUUAGUUCAGUCUUCAGUCUAGUUAACCAGUGUGCUUUGGAUGGAACUAAUGUUGCUGUUAAUAUUCCAAGGCUCUUACUUGACAGAAUCGAGGAGCAGAUAUGCCAGUUGCAGAUGGGAAAUGUUUAUGAGGCUGGAAAAUUGAACCUCUUAACAAUUAUUCAGUUGUUAAAUGAAGUCUUGAAAGUAAUGAAAUAUGAACAUUCUAAGACUGACCAAGCAAGAUUGACAAUAGACCUUCAUUACCUUGAAAAAGAAACCAAAUUUCAGAGGGAAAGACUGUCAGAUAUGAAACACAUGAGGCAUAAAAUAAAAGAGAACGUCGCUGCAAUAAGACAGUCUAUCCUUGAAAAGGAAGGAAAAUGCCGUAAGAAGUGGAAAGAAUUUCUUGGUCUGUCUCCUUUCAGUCUAAUUAAAGGCGGGGCUUCAGCUGUGGAUCUUUUGCCCCCCAUGUCUCCCCUUUCGUUUGAUCCUGUGUCAGAGGAAGUACAUGGAAAGAGUACACUUCUAAAGUAUCCUGCUUUACUUCCAGAUACACAUAAAGAACAUAACCAAGAAAAUGGUAGCAGAAGAGAAGCCGAUACCCUGGGAGGUGUGUGUGAUCUAGCCAACAGCCCUGUGCCUUUCUCCUUACAGUGUGCUUCGUCAUCAGAUGCAAACAGUUCCACACUACUUGAAAAGGAUCCAAAUAUGAGAACUCCCAAAGAGAAAAACACGAUGAGUUUUAAGAAAGUGCCAAACUCUGACAUGGAAGACUCUCCUUUAUUAGAUAUUGCAAAGAAUACACAAACUAGUGUAUUCAGCGGAUCUCUGCCAUUGAAAAAGAGUGAUCUGUUCCAGAGAGAGCAAGACCAUCUGGUAGAAGAGGUUGCCAGAGCAGUUCUGUCUGAUUCACCACAGUUCUCUGAAGGAAAAGAAGUAAAAUUGGAGGAGCUAAUUGAUACUCUAGUUUCUAAUCCUUUCUUACCUAGGAAACAAAUUCCCCGAACUCCAGAAAAUUUGAUAACUGAAGUUAGGAAUUCAUGGAGGAAAGCUGUUGAAACUGAAGAUAACAGAAGUUCAGAAGGGAUUCUAGUAGAUGUCAAAGCUAGAGAAGUGUCGCCAGAGUCUUCACCUGUACCAAAUAACCAGAGGGAACUAAGCAUGGCUCUUUUUUCCUCUGAUUUUGAUCAAUCCUAUAUGCCUGAAGAAAAAGCUGUCCCAGACCAGCUCAGAAGUGUGCCUCAGAAGCCUCUGGUGACAAGUCAGAUCGGCGACCUCACAACAGAAGAUGGGUCAGACUUGGGAAAUAAGAGAAUGUUUUGUGAGCAGGAUUUAGAGUGUGUGACCACCAGGCUUUCAGAAACUGGACAAAUGGAGGCGUUUUCCCUUGCUGUGGACAGAGGACUAGAUAUGGUGGGUGUAAGAGAAGAGGACUCUGUUGGAAAAUCUGACCAUUCACAAGCUUCUCGCAGUGAAUCGUCCACACGUAAAACUCUGUUCUGGGACUCUUUUCAGAGGUUGAGUGGCAUUGGAAUAUUACACGAAACUCUUCCAGAAGAAGUUGGUCACCUAAGUCUUGAUAGCUGUAUUACUUCAGAGACCAGUUUUAGACUGGAACCAAAUAGUUCUGUGCACAGUGAUGCUUUUCCAGAUGAUGUUGGAAAAAGACAAACCACUCCAGAAGUGGAUUCCAGUUUUCAGGCUAUUCUCAGUAGUUACGGGGCACUGAAGAAAUCCCUUAACAAAUUAAGGCAAGAAUCUCACCUGUCUAAUUCCAUGACACUUAAACAAGAUAAAGUAGAAUUGAGUCCUGUAGCCAAAGACAUACAAGCGAAUGAUACACAUACUUUUUUGGGCACUCAAGAUUUGUUUUACACAAAGCCAUCUUCCCACAUGUUCUUUGAUGAAAGAACACAGUCUGUAUCACCACUGACUAAAGUUUCUCUGCUGGAGCAAAAAUUGAGAACUACGUUACCGAGUAGUCUCAGGGAAUUUCUGCCUAACUUAAAAGAAGAAGAAAUCUCAAGUAAGAACCCUGAAGCAAGAGAACCUCUGAUUUGACAAGAUGAAGCUGUUUCCAGUUAAUUUAGCUGUGAUGCACUUAAACUGAAGCCUUGCCAUUCAACUGCAGCUGAUCUAGACACACCAUUGGAAGUAUAAUAAUCUUUUUCCAAGGUCAAAGAACUUACGAAUGCACUUUGGCAUCUUGUAAUGCCAUUAGGUGUUUAGGUCUUUUUUGAUAAAUAUAUGAGGUUGAACUGUGAAGUAUUUAGAAAUAGCAAAGGUCAAGUUGUGGGAAACCAUUUUGAUUCCUAGAAUAAUCUUGUAACAUAAGUUAUGGCAAAUAUCAUAGUUAUGUUAAAAUAUCAGUUAUUAACAUAUGGGCAAGUGUGUAAUCUAAUAACCACUGAAUAGCCUCAUUUUUCAUUUUAGAGAAAUAAACCAAUGUGUUGGAUCUUUAGAGUUUGUGAAAUUGUAAACAGGCCUAAUGAAUUAAUUCCAAGUAUAUUGAUCCUGCAGAACGAUGUAGAUGGGAUUAAGCUCAUGUGAGAAGACAAGACAGAAUGAAUUUGAGAAGAGCGUGGGAGAGCUAGGUGAUGAGACAUUUAAAGAACACUAUCAAAUUGUAUUAUUUCAUUUACAUGGAUCGAGAAUUUAACCCUAGUUUAUAUUUAACAAAAUUAUAAAUGAAAAAUUCACAAAUCUGUUUUACUGUUGUCUGUGGGUGACAUGGGACCGGUAUUGUUUUGGGGAAAGCAACAAGUUAUAUGUUACUGAUCAGAAUCUAUUAAAGUUUCCUAGUGCCUACAGUAUAUCCAAAAAUAAUUUGAGAAAAGUGAACGUGGAUUUAAGUAAUUGUAACAUUUGUACAUUUUGCCUUAUUGCCAAGACUUCUUGCCCAGAAAUGGGUAUGUUUAUAACAUCUAAGGAAUGAGUACAUGGGCUUGAAUAAAUGUGACUAGAAGAGGCACUGAAAGGUUGAUUUAUCUGUCCCCAAGUCCUCUAGAGAACGAGGGAGGAGAAAGGUUGGAGGAAAGAGCACUGGAAGUAGGAGGGCAGGUUGUCAGAAGGCCAUGGGAAGCUCCUCAGUGGCAGUGGAUAGAAAGAGAGGACAGGUUCCAAAGGUGCUGGGUUUCACUAACUCAGCAGAGGGACUGUACGUAUGGUCUACUGGGAAACCAUUCUGUUGUCUGUUUUAGAGAUAGACUCAUAUCUAAAUUCUGAGUAGCGUAUUAGGUAAGAGGAGUGACUGUCAGACAAGCAUCUGUCGUGGCACAGUCAAAGCUGAGUAUUUAAUAUGCAUGUUUAUUUAACCUUCAUAAUUGAGAUAGCAGGUGCAUCUAGCCUGCGGGUAAUGAAGCUAUGGAGAAUAAAAGGCUGGAGUGGAAUGCGGGGAUCAUCUGAGAUGCCUUUUUAAGAUGCUUGUCUAUGAGAGGGCCUAGAAAUCCCAUCUCAGGUAUGCUUCCCUGCUAAUUUACAAGUUAGGAAGGAGAGCCCCACCCUGGAUUAGCCACAAACCACACCCAAACACCUGUUUUCACAGAGAGGUCCUUUACUAAGUGGGGAAGAAACGUUAAAGUGGCUGCCUUCUCACUCAGGCAGAAAAACAGCAGCAAAUGACCUUGCAGGUGCCAUUUUUAAGAGGAGGAAAAGGGGAGGUCAGUAUAAGAAUGGGCUAGGAUACAGUGCUAAAGGAGAUAGGGUACAGGGGAGAAGGGGAAGGGACAAGGGACAUUUGUCCCAAAGGGUUAGGAUUGCCUCUUGGUGGAGAGGAGACAGACGUGGCAUAUAAGCAGAUGGCAGUUUAUAAAGUUAUGGGGGGAACCCUGUGUUAGGAUGGGGUGUUUAAUUUUAAUUGGACGUUAAUUAGGUGAACCAAAGGGGGCUUUUCAUUGCUGGAUUUAAUUCUUUGAUAGCUGGACCUUGGUAGUCAGCCUCAGGAGGAGGAAGUAGCCAAUUAGGAAAUAGACCUUGGUGGCUAGCUUUAGGGAUGUAAUUAUCCUGUUUUUAGCAAGGAGGAGGGAAUGGGAGAGUCCCAUGAAAAGUGGGCUAGUGUCUCUUCAGGUUCAAUGCUGCUAAGAGGUUGUGAUUCAUAUUAGCCCUCAGGUACUGUAAGAAGUGAUAUGUGAUCUGUGGGUAUUGCCCUAGGAGCCCUUCAGUGACUGAAAUUUACCUGUGUUCUGCUGAGUGUUCCUGCCAUGUUUAUUUCCUGUUUACAGCACCAUAAACAAAAUCUCUCCAUGUAAUUUCUCCAAAACUGACUAUAACUUAAUGCUUUUGGCGCCUUCCCAUCCCUUAUCUCUUGAAGUUCCCUUUGAAGAUAAAGAAUGUCUUUGAUCAUGUCCUUGCUUAGAAGCCCAUUGAUGGUUCGUUGUAAUUCUAGAAUAGGGUUUUAAUUUAAAGAUAGCUCUCCUACUUAGAAUCCCCUUUCUCCCUUCCCCUGGGAUCUUUUAGUGUGCUUACCUUGCCCUUGUAGCUCAUCUCAUUUCUUUAAUUAUUUUGACUUGAAAAAUUUAAUAACCUUUAAUCAUACCAGUUAGAGUUACUUUUUAAAUUUUGUUUUCAUGUGUGUUGAUAUUUGCCUGCGUGUCUUGUCUGUGUACCACUUCAGUGUCUGGUCUCCAUGGAGGCCUGCAGAGGGAGUGCGAUCCCUUGAGACUUGAGUUACAGGUUGGUGUUAGCUUCCAUGUAGGUGCUGGGACUUGAACCUGGAUGCCCGGAAUGAAGACCUAAUACUUGUGAAUUAGGAGGCAUCUCUCAAGCCCUUUUAAGCUCAGAACAGCACUUAAAUCCUUUAUAAACACCUUUAAUCUGUGCACUUGGGAGGCACACACAGGUGGAUCUCUGAGUUCAAAGCCAGCCUGGUCCACAUAGUGAGUUCCAGGACAGCCAGAACUGCACAGUGAGACCUUUGUCUGGAGAACAAACAAAGCUCAGAACAAACCACACUUUCCAUCUUGAAGUCUUAAAUCUGUUCUCCCUAGAACAUGGUCUUGUCUUUUCUGAAGUGUAUUGUUUAACUUUUGCUGUUUGUUUUGGUGUGUGUGUAAGAGAGAGGGAGGAGGGAUUUUGCUGUUUUGUUCAGGUUAGCUCACAGCAAGCUUCCUGCCUCAGCCUCCCAAGUUCGGGAACUACAGAUGUUUGCCUAGCUUUCACUUAGGGUCUUCACUGGAUACCUCCCCCAAAGUGUGUGUGAUCUCUGAUCACAGCAGCUGAUGCAAACUUAGAUACCUACCUUCUUACCUCUGUAGAUGACUGUGGGGUAUGGGUAUGCAUGUGCAUACAAACACACAUAAACAAGACACACUUAUCCCAAGGGUGACAUGUCAUUGGUGCAGAUACUGCAGUACUGGAAUUUUGUGUGCCUACAUGACAGAAUAAAAGGUAAAUAAGUAAGUAGUUUUUUUCUUUGGUUACAUGAAGUGUACCUUGUUUUCUUCACAAAGAUUAAAAGCUGUGCAAAUGGACUUCUACAUUAAGUAAAACUUUAGAUGCAAGUAUGUCCCAAUUAUUACUGUGGGGGUGGGAUCAAACCUAUGAGUGCAAAGAAUGCACUCUCAGUCCCUGAAAAUAAAAUGUUUAAAUAGGGCAAGUUGCUGAGCAUGAAAAAUGUUACCAAGUGGGAUAAAGAAUAGUUUCAGAAGUUAAAGAAGAUUUGGAGGGCAGAGAUUAAGCUGAACUGAAUAUACUAAACAGGCAGUUUUGAAACCUUUACUUUUCUUAGUUAUAAGGUAUGACAUCUAUUUUAUGUAAAGUAUAAACAGGAAUUCUUAAGACCUGUAUAGAAGCAAAGUAUUGUUUCCCUAGUGCAAUGUGUUCAAGACCUUUUGUUUAAUGUGUGAGGACAGUGUAAAGUGCAGUUUCUUUAUGCACUGAGAGCUGGUGAGUCUAUACUCUUAAGUGGAAAAUGUCUAUUAGUCCUAUUUAUAAGUGUGUUCUACAUACUACUGUCUAGAAUAAAUAUUCAGUGUUUUA